CGCUCUGCUCACUGGAGCCUUUGGAUCAGAGCGGGAAUGUCAACUGCACGUUGCUCCCUGUGAAGAGAAACAUCUCGGUGUGAUAGCCCAACAGCAAGGGAGCUCACCACUCCCGUUACAGGCUCGCGAAGAGAUCGAAGCAGCGGCAUCUGCCGUUGUAAAAUGAGCGGACCCCGGCGGCCAUGUCGCGGGGCGGCGGGAAGGGGCCGAGCCUGAAGGACAAGCUGGACGGUAACGAGCUGGACCUGAGCCUGUGCGACCUGAACGAGGUGCCGGUCCGGGAGCUGGCCGCUCUUCCAAAAGCCACUGUAUUGGAUUUGUCCUGUAACAACCUCAUUUCCUUGCCGUCAGACUUCUGUAGUUUGAUGCAUCUGGUGAAACUGGAUUUGAGUAAAAAUCGGCUUCAGCAGCUGCCCUUGGACUUUGGACGCCUGGUCAAUCUGCAGCACCUGGACCUUCUGAACAACCGUUUAGUCACCCUGCCAGUCAGCUUUGCACAGCUCAAGAACCUGAAGUGGCUGGAUCUGAAGGACAAUCCCUUGGAUCCUGUCCUAGCUAAAGUAGCAGGAGACUGUCUGGAUGAGAAGCAGUGCAAACAGGCCGCUGUCAAGGUACUGCAGCACAUGAAGGUGAUCCAGGCUGAGCAGGAUCGACAACGGCAGCGGAAGCUCCAAGCAGAGCGAGAAAUGGAGAAGAAGCGUGAAGCAGAACAGCGAGCAAAGGAGGCUCAAGAGAGGGAACUGAGGAAGCGAGAGAAGGCAGAAGAAAAGGAACGCAGGAGACGAGAGUACGAUGCUCAGAAAGCUGCAAAGCAGGAGACAGAAAAGAAACCUAAAAAAGAACAUGUGCAGACCCGAAAGCCCGCCUCCAGUUCUCGUCCCCCUCAGCCAGCCCGGCACAAGCGCUCCUGGUCGCGGUCCGUGCUGAGGGUCCUGUUCUUUGUGCUGUUUUGUGUCCUCUGUACUUUGGCCGCCUGCAAGCUGACAGAGCUGCAACAUCAACCGCUGUGCGUCAGCGUGAACACUCUCUACGAGGAUGUGUUAGCCGCUCUGCAAAACCACAAAACCCUGCAAAAUAUGCUACACCAGAACUCGCAGCAGUGAUUGUCCUGGACGGGCACUUGCUUCAUCAGCAUCUCCCUCCACCAUCUACGCAGCCAGAAUUCCUAUGGAAUUGUGUUCUGAUGAAACUGCUUUUAAUCAGUCAGCAUUGGUUUGCUGGUCCACUCCACACAGAGCAGAGUUAUUGUUCAGAUCAUCUUUGCCGUGCAUGUUUCGCAGUUGGCCUGUAACUCCCAUUAUUUGCCCACGUUAACCUAAACCUGUUAACACUUCUUACCUCCGAGGGAUGUUUACCUAGAUUGCGAGAUACAGAAAGCUGCCAAUCUAGAGGAGUAGGAAAGACCCAGCCCUCCUGUUCUCUGGGCAGCUAUAGCUCUGUCCUGGAGGUAGGAGAUUUUUAAUGUGUAUCCAUUCCUUGCUCUCAUUUCUGUUUGUGCUAAAAUUGGUGGGAUGGCUGUAUGGGAAUAAUAUAUUAAGGCCUACUCCAGGACCAAUUACAGGUGUGUAGGAUGGCUGUGUGUCCGUCUGUUGGAGCAAAGAAGCUGAUGUACUAUUGAAAGGAGCUGAAAAUUUUCAAUACAACAGUUUUCGCAGCAA
This is a messenger RNA of Phalacrocorax carbo (great cormorant), 1658 nucleotides long. The record is from RefSeq and is a predicted model, not a curated record. Lineage: Eukaryota; Metazoa; Chordata; Aves; Suliformes; Phalacrocoracidae.